AUGGUCAAAUUCACUCUCUUGCUCGCUUUCGUCGGUUUGGCAGCUGCCGCUCCAUUCAAGCUCAACAACGGCUUCCCAAACCCAUCACCAUCUGCAAUCGCACAAAUCGAAAAAGAAGCAGGCGGUACAUUACCAAACACACCUUUGCCAACAUCACUCAAAGCUAAUGCCGUUCAAAGUUUACAAGUUAUCGCCGUAAAUGAAAUCUUUGAAGCUGCUUACUUCUCAUCUUUAUUGCACAACGUUACCCAUAACGUAGAUGGUUAUACCGACUUUGAUGGUUUAAGUCGUGAUUACGUUAUCAAAUCAUUAACACAAAUUCGUGCACAAGAAGAAAUGCAUGCUCUUGGUGCAAAUGCAAUUUUGAAGAGUGCAGGUGCAAAGACGAUUGGUUCAUGUAAUUAUAUGUUCCCAGUUACAGAUUUCAAGAGCGCAAUCACACUUGCUGCAACUUUCACAGAUUUGGUUUUGGGUACUUUGCAAAACGUUAACCAAGGUUUCGCUUUGGACGGUGGUCAAGCUGCUGAAGGUUUGGUUCCCUUGCUUGAUUCAAUCAUCGGUCAAGAAGGUGAACAAGAUGGUGCUUAUCGUUUAAUUCAACGUAAGGUUCCUUCUGCCGCACCUUUCUUGACUGCUGCUGCCGGUCAAUUUGCUUUCAACGCAGUCGAUCAAUUGUUCAUCGUUCCAAACUCUUGCCCUUCAUCUUCAAACGUUUCAGCAAUCGGUAUUCCAGCAUUCAAGACUUUGACUUUGGCCACUUCAUCCGAAAAGCCAUGCAGUACAAAGGACACCACUUUGACAUUCAAGACAUCCGAAAGCAGUGUUAACGGUAAGCACAUUGCUUAUAUCUCUGGUCAAAACAAGCCAGUCGUCGUUCCAGUUGAAUCAGUCAACGGAAUGGAAUUCAAAGCAAGCUUCCCAUUCACCAAAGGAUUCUCAAAGGGUUUGACUGUUGCCGCUCUCGUUAACUCUGCCGGUCCAUUCAUGAACGCAGCAGAAGUUGCCAACUCCACUGUUGCCGGUCCAGGUUUGAUCGAAGUUGAUUAA
This is a messenger RNA of Meira miltonrushii, 1047 nucleotides long. RefSeq names its product putative sexual development protein. Lineage: Eukaryota; Fungi; Basidiomycota; Exobasidiomycetes; Exobasidiales; Brachybasidiaceae. The transcript has a single exon. The record is from RefSeq and is a predicted model, not a curated record. The coding region runs from base 1 to 1047 and encodes 348 amino acids.